Molecule: messenger RNA, 3480 nt
Organism: Colletotrichum orchidophilum
Lineage: Eukaryota; Fungi; Ascomycota; Sordariomycetes; Glomerellales; Glomerellaceae
Product: GRIP domain-containing protein
Exons: 3
Coding region: 1-3480 (1159 amino acids)
Source: RefSeq, a predicted model, not a curated record
AUGGGAAUCCAACAGAGGCUCAAGGGCGCCAUCGAUCGGACAAUUGCGGAGGAACAGGCUCGACAGGAGCAAGCACGACAACGCAUCGAACCGGGCGGUGGAGGCGGAGGAGGCGGCACGCCGCGCAGGUCCGAUUCCACCUCGAGAAGCAACCAGUCGCCCGCGAGACGACCUCGCCCCAAGAAGGCGGACGCCGGCGCCAAGGACGACGGCGGUAGCGCUUCGAACCCGGACCCGGCUGUUUUCGAGGCGGCGUUUGCGCUCGACGACAGCGAGGAACCGAGCCGCGCGGGGACACCGAAGCCAGCUGCAGACAAGGACAGCGACAAUAUGGAAAAGGGGGGAGAGAGCGUAAAGGAAAAGGCGGAGGAGGGGCAGAAUGGAGAGAAGGAGCAAGAGAAGGGUGCGGCUGGUGCACCGCCAGCUGGUGCGGCGGAACCGUCGCCCGAGGUCAAGGUGAAGCUUCGCAAGUUGGAGAAGCUGGAGAAGACGUACCCUGAGCUCCUCCGAUCCUACCGAAUCGCCCACGGCCGCGCCACGUCCAUCGAGCCCUUUGAACGGGUGCUCAAGGAGCACACGAGCGUCGGCUCGAUUCGGGAACCUGAAGCCCUCGUCGAGUACCUCAACUCCUUGAAGCAGAAGGAGCAGAUGAUUAUGGACGAGUACAAGAGGGUGUCGAUCGAGAAGGACGACUUCAAGAAGAAGUUGGAAGCGGCCGAGAAGGAUGUGGAAAGGUUCAAGAAGGAGGUCGAAGAGUUGAAGGCGGCGCAAUCUGCGGCAGCCGCCCCUCAUCACGACGAAUCCAAGGACACGGCGGACGCCGCGGCGGAUAACAAGGACGACGGCGGCGUCAAGUCGCCCCUGCAGCAGGCUCUCGGCAUCUUCUCGCCCAAGCAAAAGGCCCAGGAGCCCGCGGCGGACAAGCCGGACGAGGCCGCAGGCGACUUCUUCUCCUACGACGAGGAGGCGCCCAAGUACGAAUCUGACUUGGCGGCCAAGGAUGAGGAGAUUGAGAAGCUCAAGACCCAGGUGGAUACCGUCAAGGCGGAGCUCAAGGCCGAGGUUGACUCGCUCAAGGCCGAGCUCGCCUCCGCCAAGGAAUCCAGCGCCGACCUCACUGAGAACCUCGACAAGGUGACCAAGGAGGCCGGCGAGCUGCGUGAUGUCGCUGCUGUCAAGACGUCUCUCGAGACCCAGCUGGAGGCGAGGAAUAACGAAAUCAAGUCUCUCACCGAGCGCCUCGAGGCCUCGCAGAAGCAGCUCAAGGAGGUCGAAGCCAAGCUCAAGGGCGAAGUCGAAUCUGCCAAGAAGAACGCAAAGGAGACGCAGUCGAAGCUCACCCAGUCCAACGCACGCGCAGACAAGGAGGAAGCCCGCGUCAAGGAAGUGGAGGCUGCCAAGGCGGACGUGGAGAAGAACAUCAAGACUCUCAACGGCCAGAUUGAGACCUUCAAGAAGGACAAGGCCGAGAAUGAAAAGAAGAUUGACGACCUCACGAAGCAACUGGAAAAGCAGGCGAGCGAGCCUAUCCCUGCUACUCCCACAACCCCUGCAACUCCUGCGCCAACCGAGACGCCUGCGGCUGGAGGUGCUGCGGGUGCUUCAAAGAAUGCCAAGAAGAAUAAGAAGAAGAAGGGUAAGGGGGGUGCUGCCGCCGCCGUCGCCGCCACGGCCACCACCGCAGGAACUGCGACGCCGCCCGCAGCCGAGGAGGCCAAGGAGGUUGACACGGAUGCCUUGGAAGCGGAGAUUACCCGCCUCAAGGAGGAAGUCACCACAAAGGACUCUCAGAUUGAGAGGUUGACGAAGCAGCGCAAGACGGAGGAGGAUCUCCGCGAGGAAAUCGAGACGCUGCGCGACGAGGUCACUGAGAUUGGCCAGGAGCACGUGGUGGCCAAGGAGAAGAUCAAGAACCUCGAGGCCGAGAAGAAGGCACUGCAGACGCGGAUCGAGGAGCUCGAGAAGGAGCUCGGGUCCUCGGCAAACGACGCAAAGGCGACGGAGAAGCUCCAGAGCGAGUUUGACAACCUUUCGCGCGAGUACGAGGAUCUCAAGAGCAAGUCUUCGACCUUGCAAUCCGACCUCGGCGCCGCGCAACAGCUGGCGCAGAGCAGAUACAAGGAUCUCACCGACCUGCGUGAGGUUCUGCAAAAGGCGCAGCCCGAGAUGAAGAGCUUGCGCCAGGACUCUGCUGCGCUCAAAACGACCAAGGAGGAGCUCACGGCGAAGAACGCGGAGCUGCGCAACCUGGAGAAGAAGGAGAAGGAUCUCAAGGCGGAAGUGACGAGAGCUCAGCGUCUGGCGACGGACCGCGAGACCGAGAUCAAGGCACUCCGUGCAAAAGUCGAGGCCGAGACGAACAACAAGCUCCGUCUUGAGGAUGCGCAGCGGGUGUCUGCUCGCGACCUGCGUCGCUCCGAGGCGGAAAAGGUUGAGUUCGCCGCCAAGGAGGAGAAGACGGCCCGGGAGCUGCAAAGGGUGCAGGAGGAUGCCAACAAACUCCGGCCCAGAGUCAAAGAGCUCGAAGAGCAAGUGGAGAAGCUCGAAAAAGAGAAGAAGUCUCUACAAGAGGAGGCGGACCUCAAGACGCAGCAGUACGCGAACGCGCAGGGCCUGCUGGGCAGCAUGCGAGACCAGACGGGUGAGCUAACGAUCCAGCUCAAGGAGGCGCGAUCCCAGUCCGAGUCGCUCGAGGAGGAGCUGGCCGAGAUCCAGAAGCACCUGUCCGAGAGGUCGCGCGAGGCGGAGCGGAUGCGCGGGCUGCUGGCGGAUGUGGACGAGCGCGCCGAUAGUAAAGUGCGGGAGAUGCGGGCGCGGAUGGAGGCGGCGAUGGAGGAGCGGGACCGGAUGGAGGACGAGUCGAGCACGCUUGCGCGGCGCAAGACGAGGGAGACGGAGGAGCUGAAGCAGAAGAUUCGCGACCUGGAGAGGGAUGUCAAGACGCUUUCGACGGAGCGGGACGAGUUGGAGUUGCGGGAGAGGGAGUGGAGGAAGCGGCGGGAGGAGCUGGAGAGCGUGGAGGAGAAGGCCGAGGCCGAGGUCCAGGAGAUGCGGUCUGCCGUGUCGGAUCUGCGGACGACGUUGGAUGCGUCGGAGCAGCAGGUGCGAGACGCGGAGAGGCAAAAGUCUGAUUUGCGGCGGCUGCUGGAGGAGGCGAAGCAGCGGUUCGACAAGGUCAAUAAGGAGCUCAAGACGGUGCAGACCAAGUUGGGGGCGAGCGUCACGUCGGGGCGGAGCUCGAUGGAUUCGAACCGGUCUGGGUUGAAUGGCGGGCCGGCGGGGGCUGGCGCCGGGGCCGGGGGCGGGGGCGGGGUGUCUGCGGAUACGAUGUAUCUCAAGACGAUUAUGUUGCAGUUUUUGGAGCAAAAGGACAAUAAGUUGCGGGAGCAGCUUGUGCCUGUUUUGGGGAGGAUUCUCAAGUUUGACAAGAACGAUGAGCAGAAGUGGAAGAGUGCCAUACAACACAUCACUGUUCGGUGA